AUGCCUCCCGACCACGAAGCUCAAGAGCCUAUGCUCUCCGUCUCACACCCACCAUCACACUCGCCAUCUCCUUCUCCCUCUCCCUCCCCGACACCCCCGUCUCCUCUUCCGCCAUGGGUACGCCCGAACUUACAACGGCCUACAUCCAACUCGCAGCGCCUCUCAACGCCAUACUCGCGCUCCGCCGCCGCCAACAACGACUCCUCCGAGCCCUUCGGCCGCCGGAUAAUGCGCGCCAGCGUAUCCUUCUCCAACAAGAUGCUCAAGCUAUUCUACAGCAUGACCCUCGUCCAACGCAUCGUCGCCGUGUCCGCCGUGGUCGUCGUCAACGUCCUCCUGAUCCUGUUCCUCGUGUACUCGCACCGCAUCUUCGCCGCCCUGGCCCCCGUCGCCAAGGGCUGGCGCGCGCUGCCCGGCGGGUGGGUCAUCGUCUUUCUCAUGACGUGCGCGUCGGGCUUCCCGCCUAUGAUCGGCUAUAGCACUUGCAUCACCAUCGCCGGUUUCGUCUACGGGUUCCCGGGCGGCUGGCCCAUCGUCGCCAGUGCCACUGUCUUCGGGUCUACCGCCGCGUUUCUCGCCAGCAGGACGAUAUUCAGCGGAUACGUGCACUCGCUGGUCGGCGCGGACAAGCGAUUUGUCGCUCUAGGACAAGUUCUCCGCCGAGACGGAUUGUUAGUCCUAGCCGCUAUCCGCUUCUGCCCGCUGCCGUUCAGUCUCAGCAACGGAUUCCUCGCCACAAUCCCCAGCAUUUCGCCGUGGCGCUUCGCGCUCGCCACAGCCAUGGCUUCCCCCAAGCUUCUCGUGCACGUCUUCAUCGGCAGCCGGCUGGCCUUACUCGCCGAGAGCGGGGACACCAUGAGCGCAGGCGAUAAGGCUAUCAACUACCUAAGCAUGCUGCUCGGCAGCGCCGUAGGGAUCACCCUCAGCCUGUUUAUAUACCGGCGCACGAUGGCGCGUGCCAGGGAACUUGCGCGCGAAGAGGCUGCUGAGAACGGAGUCGCGGUAGAUGGGGAACUAGACGAGGAGUUAGAUCUAGGGUAUGGAGACUUGGAAGAAGGAAGACGGCAGCGAGCUGGGGAGGCGGAUGAGGCGGCGCUGAUGGAUGAUGACGAUAUCUCGCUGUGGGAGACGGAUGCUGUUGAUGGAGGAUAUAAGGAUGAUUCGGAGGAAGAAGAUACUGCCGGAAAAGGGAAUGGAAAGAUUUCUAACGGAGAGCAUCGAUAG
Messenger RNA from Daldinia childiae, 1224 nucleotides. RefSeq names its product Golgi apparatus membrane protein tvp38. Bases 1 to 1224 code for a protein of 407 amino acids. Gene Ontology annotation, biological process: vesicle-mediated transport; mitotic spindle elongation. NCBI's taxonomy places the organism in Eukaryota, Fungi, Ascomycota, Sordariomycetes, Xylariales, Hypoxylaceae. The transcript has a single exon. Gene Ontology annotation, cellular component: Golgi membrane. The record is from RefSeq and is a predicted model, not a curated record.